CUCUCUUUUAUUCGUGUACAACGAUUUUCAAUAUAUAAACCCAUAUAUUUCACAUAUGCAUAAACUAAAUCUUAUUGUAUACGAAACAGUAUGAUUUCAAGUCGUGUAAGUUGAACCGAUCUCAUAGUCUCACAUUAAUAAAAAGAAAGAAGGAAAAAAAAACACCCCUCCUUUUUAUUUUAUUUCAUGCCUAGGAGAGAUAAAAUCCAAGGAAAGAAAAGGGAGCAGAGCAGGCAUGAGUAAUGAUGAUGAUGAUUCAAGAUAAUUGGCCUCCUCUCCUCACCAACAUUUGUCAUCAUCAUUGGACUUUCCCCUCUCCAGUCCCCACCCCCACGCCCCCCUCCUUCUCCCUUUCUCUCUCCUCCUUCUCCUUCUGCUUCUUUCUAUAUAAUCCCAUUUUCCCCCAUUAUCUCCCAAACAAAUCACCCCCACUCCCCUCUCUCCCAAUUCCCCAAUACAACACAACAAAACGCUCCCUGCAAAAAAAAAUUUUCCUCAGAUCCCAGUUACUACCAGGCAGCAGCGCCACCACAACCAGACACCAUGAUGCUAGACAAGGAAGAUUUGGGGCUCAGCUUGAGCUUGAGCUUCCCUUCUCCUCCUCAUCAUCUUCAUCAAAAUCAAAAUCACCACCACAACCACCAUACUCCUCUUCACCUCAACCUCAUGCCAUCUUCCUCCUCCUCCUCCUCCGCCGCCUUCCUCCUUCCCCACUCCGCCCCUGCCGCCGCCGCUAAUCACCCCAAAUCCUCCUCCUGGAUCAACCACGCUGCUCUCAUCUUGAAUCCAGCUUCCUCCGAUCCGAAUACGGACCCGAACCGGGGCGAGACGACGAGAUCGUUCCUCCGGGGGAUCGACGUGAACCGGCUACCGGCCGCCGCGGCGGCCGAUUGCGAGGAGGAAGUGGGGGUUUCUUCUCCCAACAGUACCGUUUCGAGUAUCAGCGGGAAGAGGAGCGAGAGGGAUCAGCCGGCUACUACCGGAUCCGCCGGAGAGGAUCUCGACGCCGCCGGCUCCCGCGGCGGGAUCAGCGACGAGGAAGACGGCGACACUUCCCGGAAGAAGCUCCGGCUGUCCAAAGACCAGUCCGCCGUUCUCGAAGAGAGCUUCAAGGAGCACAACACUCUCAAUCCCAAGCAAAAGACGGCAUUGGCUAAGCAGUUGGGCCUGCGGCCCAGGCAAGUGGAGGUGUGGUUCCAGAACAGACGGGCCCGGACCAAGCUGAAGCAAACGGAGGUGGACUGCGAGUUCUUGAAGCGAUGCUGCGAGAAUCUAACGGAGGAGAACCGGCGGUUGCAAAAAGAGGUGCAGGAACUGAGAGCACUGAAACUUUCCCCACAGUUCUACAUGCAGAUGACCCCACCAACCACGCUGACCAUGUGCCCGUCGUGUGAGCGUGUCGCGGUCCCUCCCUCGUCCACGUCAUCCGUCCCCACAGCCACGUCAUCUCCACCUGUCGUGGCGGCGGCUUCCACCGCCGGAGCAUCGCCGUUGGCGUUGAUGGGCUCGGCGGCAGCGGCCCAUCACCACCGGUCUAUGGCUGCAAUCAACCCAUGGGCUGCUGGUGGGCCGUUCAACGUGCUCCGUCCCCGGUCGUAGUAUAUUCCGGGGCGAGGUAGGGGUAUUUUGGGAAUUUGCUUCUGAGAGUUUAGGUUUAUGGGUUGGCUUUGUUGGGGGAAUGAGAUGAGAUUUGGUGGGUCUUUGCUGUUUUGUAUUAUUGAUCUACACAAGGAAGGGUCUCGUAUCUCUUUUUGGAAAGGUGGUUGACAUAGUUCUUUUGAUAGUUUUGUUUUUGUUUAAUUUAAUAUGGUUUAGUGGCCUAAUUAAGUGCUAAUGUUACUUGUUAAUCUCUCUCCCUCUCUCUCUACUUGAGGGGAAUGUGUAAAGGGAAAGGGAAAUUUGAGGGAGGAAGGGAUAAAAAGGAAGGGUGGAUGUGGUGUAAAGUGAAAAAGGGGAUUUUUUUCACCAAGGAAAGAAAAGUGAAAGAGAUCUCUAAUUUAAAUUUUAGUAAAUGAAGCUUCAGUUAAAGCAAAAAGCUUAUGGUCUUAAAUCUUAAUCAUAAAGUCCAAUUUUUCACUGCUUCUCCCAUGUGUUGUGGUUAAGCAGUUAAGCUUUUUUUUAACCUUUUUCGGCAUCCACUAUGAAUAUUCCAAGAUGGUACCUAAAUCAAUGGGUUAUGCAUAAAAACCAAUCCAUUAGGUACGAAAAUCAAAACCAAAUAGUUAAGAAAUUUAUCAGUUAUUAGUUAUCCAAAAAUCAACAAGAUCUUUUGACAAUUUUGAUUUGGUUUGUGAAGCCAAAAAAUUUGAGUAAGAUAAGACAACAGGAACGAUGAAUAUAAAAAAUAGACUCGACUACACAAAGUUGGUGACAACUAUUGUUCUGUUCAUGGGUAUUAACUUAGUGUCGUAUCAUUUCUUUUACUGUUUCUUCGUUUAACUAAAAUCCAAACCAUAAAAAAUAUUAAACGAUGUAAACCAAAAUCAUUAAACCUCCUAUCUGUUUCGUUUCAAUAAAAACGAAAAACGAAAAUCAAUAUGAUAGCAAUAUAAUGUUACCAUUCAAUUUGUAUGCCUAUCAACUAGAUGAGCCCCUUGACCAAAUAAACGAGACCACAAAGUCACCAACAGUAAUAUGUCUACAUGACUAGAUUCCAACUACUAUCAUUUUGUCGAUGAUGAAGUUCAAGCCUUGCCGGCUUCAAAGGGAGAAGAUCAAAGUGCUCCAAUGACGAUGGUUUCUACUUUUUUGACGCCCACAAGCUACCUCAUAUAUCAUGUAUUCAUAGUGGGAACUCCAAGAUAUGGAAAGAAGCUUGGAGGUUAGAAACAAAACACACUAAUUCCUUAAUCUCCACAUCCUUAAAAGCUCGUGCGAUCGCUCUAAUUGGAGUUAUGAAAUGCGUACUCAAAUCAAUUCGAUUAAUUAUGUAUAUGGAUAUUUUAUUUUGGCUGGUACAAUAGGUGAUAGAAUUGUGAAUCUAUGAAUUAUAAAGUAUAAACUAGUUGACGAAUUUGAAAAUUUUCUUCGAUGGAUUCAGGCCCGCAAUUCAACAAGAUAAUUAAACACAGUGUCUAACAAGACGCUAAUCUCCGGUCAGCUAUAGUUCCUGCAUCAUCGAUGAACACCUCACAUAAUUUGGGGUUUGAAGCAAUGAAUGAUAUCAUUCUAU
Linum trigynum is the source of this 3172-nucleotide messenger RNA. The record is from the annotation of a GenBank genome assembly. NCBI's taxonomy places the organism in Eukaryota, Viridiplantae, Streptophyta, Magnoliopsida, Malpighiales, Linaceae.